AAAAAAAAAAACAAAAAAUAUAAUUAAUAGAAAAUUAUUUAUAUACAUUUAUAUAUAUACAUAUAUAUAUAUUUUGAGUGCUAUAUAGGUUUGGCUUUUGGUCGACAUUAUGUUGGGCACGUUCAGUUCGGUCAAGCAAUAUCUCAAGUUCGAUAUAACGCGCGUUGUUAUCGAUAACAUUGUGUUUAAACUCCAUUAUCGCUGGACCUUCGUCUUGCUGCUGGUGGCAACCCUGUUGAUAACGUCACGUCAAUACAUCGGCGAGCAUAUACAGUGUAUAUCCGAUAAUGUGGUCGCCCCCGUUAUAAAUACCUUUUGCUUCUUUACGCCCACGUUCACAGUGGUGCGUCACAUGAACAAUUCGGCUCUGGACUCUGGCUCCAUUUUCCAGCCCGGCAUUGGGCCCUACAAUCGCAACGAGGACAAGAUCAAGCGACAUGCCUACUAUCAAUGGGUGCCCUUCGUGCUGUUCGCGCAGGCCCUUUGCUUUUACGCGCCGCAUGCGCUCUGGAAGUACUGGGAGGGCGGACGGAUCAAGGCGCUGGUCUACGGCCUGCGCAUGGUCGGCUUGACCAAAUAUCUAAAGAGCGACAGCCUGCGCAUUGGCAAGCUGAAUAUACCCUCGAUGACCGAGGUCGAGGAUCGUGUGAUCAACAUACGACGCACGAUGAUCGAUCGCAUGCGCUUGAAUCAGUCGUGGGGCGCACAUCUAGUGGCAACUGAAAUACUAAACUUGCUGAAUCUGUGCUGUCAGAUCUAUUGGACCAAUCGCUUUCUGGGUCGUCAGUUCCUAACACUAGGCAUUAAGGUGCUCAACGAGCGUUGGGUCGACAAAAUGGAUGCACUCGAUGUUGUCUUCCCCAAGGUCACCAAAUGUACCUUCUUCAAAUACGGUGCAGCCGGCUCACUGCAGGAGCACGAUACGCUCUGUGUGAUGGCCCUCAACAUCAUGAAUGAGAAGAUCUACACUAUACUCUGGUUCUGGUUUUCCUUUCUAUUGAUCGUUACCUUGCUGGGUCUUUUCUGGCGACUCCUAACGCUCUUCUUCUAUAAAAACGUCACCUUCACUCGACUGUCGCUGUAUUGGGCCAAGCCUGGCAAGAUGGAUGAGUCAGAUCUGAAAGCGGUUAUUGAGAAGUGUAACUUUUCCAACUGGAUGUUUCUGUUCUUCUUGCGGACCAACCUAUCGGAGUUUCUGUUCCAGAAGGUCAUCUACCAUUUGGCCAGCGAGUUUCCCAACGAUCCCGCCCACGACAACGACAUCAACGAUAACAUGGCACACGAGCGCGAGGCAGCCGGUGGCACCUCCGGCAAAUAUCCACCACUGGGUGGAUUGGAUGCUGUAGAUGCGCCUCUGUUGCAUCAUCGGGCGGCAGUCGCAACCGGCGCUCCACCGAUUCGGGUGCCACUAGAUGGCGCCACACUGCCUGUUUGAUGGCC
Messenger RNA from Drosophila hydei, 1440 nucleotides. It is a transcript of the gene Inx7, whose product is annotated as innexin inx7. Lineage: Eukaryota; Metazoa; Arthropoda; Insecta; Diptera; Drosophilidae. Gene Ontology annotation, cellular component: gap junction; plasma membrane. Bases 110 to 1435 code for a protein of 441 amino acids. Gene Ontology annotation, molecular function: gap junction channel activity. The transcript is spliced from 3 exons. Gene Ontology annotation, biological process: phototransduction. The record is from RefSeq and is a predicted model, not a curated record.